GCAGGCAUGUGCUGCCGCAUCUAGCUUAGCACAGAAUUUAAAGAAAUGUGUGGACCCUGGAAGGAAUGGGCUGGCAGCUGGUCACCUCCUUGUGGAAGGUUCUGGAAGCUUCCAUCAGUGGUCCUGCUCCCUAAAGUGUGUCUGCCUGCAGCCUCUACAGAGUGAAGGCAGCACCCAGAACUCCUGUCAUGUCCAGGUUUGGUCCAGCAAGACUAUGAAUCUCUGUUCCAAAUGCUUUGCUGAUUUUCAGAAGAAGCAACCAGACGAUGAUUCCACUCCAAGUACAAGUAACAGCCAACCCGAUUUGUUUUCUGAAGAGACCACCAGUGACAACAACAAUACCUCGAUAACCAUGCCAACUCUAAGUCCUAGCCAGCAGCCGCUUCCGACAGAACUGAAUGUAACUUCACCAAGUAAAGAGGAAUGUGGGCCCUGCACAGACACAGCUCAUGUCUCAUUAGUCACACCAACCAAAAGAUCCUGUGGUACAGAUUCACAGUCUGAGAAUGAGGCUUCACCAGUGAAACGUCCCCGACUACUGGAGAGUACCGAGCGGUCUGAGGAAACCAGCCGAUCUAAACAGAAGAGCCGGCGUCGGUGCUUCCAGUGCCAAACCAAGCUGGAGCUGGUGCAGCAGGAAUUGGGAUCGUGUCGCUGUGGGUACGUGUUCUGCAUGUUACAUCGCCUCCCUGAGCAGCAUGACUGUACAUUUGACCACAUGGGCCGCGGCCGAGAGGAAGCCAUCAUGAAAAUGGUGAAACUGGACCGCAAAGUGGGGCGCUCCUGCCAGCGCAUUGGGGAGGGGUGCUCCUGAAGGCCAGGCAACGACCAUCACAUGACGCUGUUCGUAGUUCACUAAUGUUAGCCUUAUUUAGGACGAAGUCAGCCAGACACCUUGUACUGGGCACGCGUCAGACUACAGCCAGUCUGUUUCCUUUCUUUAGCCAGCCAUCCUGGUACUGUAGUUUAGGGGUUGAUGGUGGUUGAAAUUGAUUUCUGGCUGGUUACUAAGGUGCCUGCUAGCCAUUGUAUAAAAUUAAAACAUGAAGAAUAUUUUUUUUGAGCAUGGCUAGUGGAUUUAAAACAACACAUACCUGUCACUGCUGGAGUCAAACUUAUAAAAAGCCUUAAGCGGAAAGUGUUCCAGAUGGAGACUCUGAGUUAAUAGAGGAGUAGAAGCUGGUGUUAAAGUUCCCACGACGCAUAUGGCUUUGCCAGAAGCUCUGUUUAAUGUUCGGCCUUUCACCUCUUCACUUGUCCUUAGUCCCAGUAGCCAGGACACCUGGUGGCCACGUGUGCCUUGGCCACAGGAGGCUGCUGACACUGGCCACGUGGCUGGGCUGGGUGGUGGCCUUGCUCUCCCAAGAGCUAGAAAUGGGGGGUGGGGGACAGAUUCUUACGGAAAUUUUUUUUACCUGACUUGCUAUGAAAAAGUUCAUCCUACAAGAAGAGAAACAAUAACCUCACUUUGAAAAUUAGCUCGACGAGUCCAUGCACGAGACCCAUCUCCUACAUAGGAUCCGUGGUCACGAGAAGCAGCCCCGGUGCCCGACCCCAGUGGCUCUGAUUGCCAUUUGCCAAGUGCAGGGACCUGGUAGUUGAUCAGAUAAGGCUCAUGGCAGCACAGCGGCUGUGGCCGGGGUCUGCAAAUGCCUUUUGCAGCCCGGUUUCUUCACGGGGUUUUUUUUAAAAAAGACAUUUCGUAGUCACCAGGCACCAGGUGUGCUGGGGAAGCUGUAGCCCACGCAGCCAGAGCCACUCGCCCCUCCAGGGGCCUAGCGGGUGGUGCUGUGGCGCCCCUCUAGUUUCUAUGCAGUCCCAUGGUACAGGGGUGGCCAGUCCACCUGCACCAUGUGGCACACGCAGAGGGCCGCAUGCUUCACCAGCUCCGUGGGCUCGGGUCUCAGCAGUGGUUCGCACCUUGUCCCGAGCCACACCGUGUGGCGGCUGAGGCCAGAGGCUCUUGGGAGGGCAGUGCCUGGCCUGUGCCUCUUCACGUGGGCAGAGACGUGUUCAGUAGCUGCAGCGGCUUGGGCCAGAAGGGGAGAGGGAUGUGGACCUGGUUCCCGUGUCAGAGUCAUUGCCCUUCAGCCGAGGGUGCCCUUGAAAGCCUGCAUCAGGUGGCAAGCGGUGCCCGCGCCCCAUCACCAGGUGGGCGAGCGCAGGCGGCUCCUGCAGAGGCAGGGUGGGUCUGCCCACACCGUGCUACUGACUACUUUAACCCAGCAACUUUCCUUUGUACAAAACAACAAACACUUCAUCUCUGUCUGCAAAUUGACCGCAGAACACCUGCAACCACAAAUGUUUUUGAUCC
This is a messenger RNA of Fukomys damarensis (Damara mole-rat), 2314 nucleotides long. RefSeq names its product zinc finger AN1-type containing 3 (gene Zfand3). The coding region runs from base 215 to 814 and encodes 199 amino acids. NCBI's taxonomy places the organism in Eukaryota, Metazoa, Chordata, Mammalia, Rodentia, Bathyergidae. The record is from RefSeq and is a predicted model, not a curated record. The transcript is spliced from 6 exons. Gene Ontology annotation, molecular function: zinc ion binding.